AUGGCUAGAAAGAGAUCUGCUAUAGAUUUCCAGUUCGGUGAAUGUAUUGGAGAAGGUUCCUACUCUAAGGUGUAUAGGGGUGUUUCUAUACACAACCACCGAACCUAUGCAAUCAAAAUCCUUUCGAAGUCGCAUAUACAUAGAGAGAACAAACGCAAGUACGUGAACAUAGAGAAGGACACACUCAACAUUUUGGGCAAACAUCCCGGGAUAGUGACCUUAUAUUAUACUUUCCAGGACGAAAAAUCGCUUUAUUUUGUGAUUGACUUUGCCAAAAACGGCGAGCUGCUGUCACUGAUUCGCAAAAUGGGAUCUCUAAGUGAAACCUUGAGCAAAUACUAUUUUGUGCAAUUAAUUGAUGCUGUUGAGUUCAUACAUUCAAAGGGAAUCAUUCAUAGAGACCUUAAGCCGGAAAACGUUUUACUUAACCACGAGUGGAAACUGAUGAUUACGGAUUUUGGGGCGGCCAAGAUCUUGUCCCAGGAAGAGAUGGCCAAUGGCCGUUCCAUGCAGCCUAUAGACGAAGCAGGGCGGGAAAUGAGCAACCAAACAAGCAACGGAUCGUUUGUAGGAACGGCAGAGUACGUUUCCCCUGAGCUACUAAAGUAUAACAUUUGCGGGUUCGAAUGUGAUCUAUGGGCCUUGGGCUGCAUUCUCUAUCAAUUCAUUGUCGGAAGACCUCCAUUCAAGGGUCAAACAGAGUAUUUGACGUUCGAGAAAAUCAUCUCUCUAGACUACAGCUUCCCCAAGAACUACUUUGUUCCACCGCAAGUCGAGCAAGUAAUCAGAAGUUUACUGGUAGUUGAGCCAGAAAAGAGGUGCAACAUUGAAGAUCUCAAAAGGCAGCCCUGGUUGGAAAACAUAGAUUGGGACAACAAAGAUUUCAUUUGGAGAACCAAAGUCCCAAAAUUGGAAGCUUAUAAUCCGCGUCUGCAUAAUUUGCUUCAAUCGAGACAGGCAUCCCCAUCAAACUCUAGUUCGAACUUAUAUGGUCCUUCUGAUGGUAAAAUAUCCAGCAAAACACCUUCUGUGCCACAAAAUGCUCUCAAACGACAGAUAAUGAACGCACAAAAUAAUCCGCAGUUGAUGAACAAAGUUCUGUCUCACAGACUUGCCGAAAAGGAUCAGGAUGUCAAAAAUAGGGUGCUAGCAAAUCAGUUGGCCCCCGUCGCAGCCAACACCACAAGCAUCCGAAAGUCACCAAUAUCCAGUGAGCUUCGAAACAAGAACGACAUAGUUGAAAGAAGAAACAGCUUACAAUUCGUCAAUGGUGAUAGUUCUUCAAUCACCCCUCCAGCUUCCGAACCUCCCUCGCCAUCGGAAACAUCCCUUAGAACCACUUUGCGUAUGGUCGGUCCUAGACACAGUCAAGCAAUGACUUCUUCCAUCAAAACACCUCCCCUGUCGACCAACACGGACUCGCGUACUUCAAAUUCUCCCUCUUUCCAAACAUCUGUCAAGCGCGUUUCUUCGGACUCCCUUUCGAAAAGCUCCUUAAGUUCGGUACUUCCUAAACGAGGCGACCAACCGGAGAGGAAGCCAAUUAUGCGCGCUCCUUCCAUUAACGAGCUUUUAGGGAUUCCCCAACCAAGCUCGCAAGCAGUAAGUGCAGCGGGUGCAAUAGGAAAUAUGAUGUCACAUAAGAGGGCGCUGCAAGCUUCUCAAAACGUCUCGAGUUCUCAAUAUCAACAACACCAACAACAACAAAUGAUCAAUCCUAUUUUACUGGAUAAACAGAUCCCCAAGAGCAUCACGAACAAGCUGAUGGCCAAUGAAUACAUCCUCAAGCUUGACAACAUUCUCAAAUCUGAGCUGACGCAUAAGCCGAAUCAGUUUGUUCCACAAGGCCAUACUUUAGAUGACAACAUCUUGAACAAGGUUAUUACGGAAAAUUAUCAAAGCUUGAACCGAGACCUCAAAAGUUGCAUUCUCAUUAUCACAUCGAUGGCCCGGUUACUAAUCUAUGAAAUCAACUCGGACUUCAAACUGCAGAAUCCUCAGUCGUCGACACAAUUGCAGGCAAUGGAUUUUUACUCGAAAAUAGUUGAGGUAAAGUUGACCAACCGUAACGUGUCGAUGUACGACUACGAAUUUGACGAAGAAUUGAAAGAAGGAUACCUGAUUUUGGAAUUGAUGAAUAUGAACAAGCUAAUAUUUCUGAGUGCCUAUGAUUCAAAAACAUUGGUAAGAGGGGGAAUCAACUCAAAUGUAAGAGUGGGCUUCAAAGUGAAUGAAUCGGUUUCGUGGAUUGAUUCGCUUUUGAAAGCCCGUGAACUUUUGCGGCAAAGUAAGGAAUCGGGCUCUGACACUGCAGCGAAAGUCAGUACAAACACUGUUCCCAAGAGACCAAGCAGGCCAGCGUCCGCAUCUAAACCAGUGAGACGAAGCUCCUCGCAAAAUGGGACAGUCAGCUCUGUGAGCAGCGGUAUCAAACAAAUGGACUUAUCAGAUAAGUCGAGCGCAGCAGCGGCCGCCGCAGUGGCCAUCGGCAAAAAUGCACAUUGA
Molecule: messenger RNA, 2505 nt
Organism: Ogataea parapolymorpha DL-1
Lineage: Eukaryota; Fungi; Ascomycota; Pichiomycetes; Pichiales; Pichiaceae
Exons: 1
Coding region: 1-2505 (834 amino acids)
Biological process (GO): peptidyl-serine phosphorylation; intracellular signal transduction
Molecular function (GO): ATP binding; protein serine/threonine kinase activity
Source: RefSeq, a predicted model, not a curated record